Messenger RNA from Perkinsus marinus ATCC 50983, 267 nucleotides. RefSeq lists its product as hypothetical. Lineage: Eukaryota; Perkinsozoa; Perkinsida; Perkinsidae. The transcript is spliced from 3 exons. The record is from RefSeq and is a predicted model, not a curated record. The coding region runs from base 1 to 267 and encodes 88 amino acids.
AUGUCUCGUGCACUGUUCUACUCAUCGAGUAGAGCAGAACGAGGUGUUAUACGUACGAGUCAUUUCUUUGAUGAUAAUUAUGGUAUAGCCAAGCUGCCGGCACCUGUCUUGAAGUGUAUCAAGGAUAUGCGCCCAUAUCGAAAGAAGCGGCUGCAUAUGGGCAAAAAAUCUAUUCGGAAGGAUCUAACUCGUUAUGAGGCGUACAGUAAAGCUGAGGAGCUUCGACGGGAGAGGUUGGUGGACGAAGCGAUGGUCCAAGACUAUUGA